GCCCACUUGCUUGCGUGGGGCGCGGGCGCCAUGACGCCUCCCCCGGAACGUUUACGCCUGGGCACGCUCAAUGUGGCCACCCUGGCGGGCCGCGUUGCUACUGUGCUUGCACUUGCUACUACCUUGGCGCUGGAUGUGCUUGUUCUCCAGGAGACCCAUGUGCCGCAUCAUUCACGGGGGACGGUGGAAUCGGCCUUUGCUAAGGCUUACUUCCAGUGGGCCGCGGCAGCGCUGUUCGGAUUCAUCGCGCUGUGGGGCGCUUCUUCCCUCCUUAGCGACGUGUUUGAGUUUUUGGCCUCGACGGGUGAAGAAUGCAUUGGUUUCUGGCGCCUCGCUGACGAAACUGUGCUUGGGGAUCAUGCCUUUCCCCCGACUAGGCGUGACUGUCAUGGGCUUCCCACGGGCCGCUGCGUGGAUUUUGCGCUGUCCACUAGUGGCAUUCCCGCUUUGGCACGGUUCCAACACCGGGGGCCGUCUGACCAUGACUUGGUUUCCUACGACUUUGAGUGGGCUCGUGAUAACAGGUUGCUGCUGAGUGCCCCUCCCCGCCUGGCUUUGUGCUCCACGUUGGAGCCCGUGUCCGAGGAGGCUUGGAGCGAUGCGUGGGGUCCACACGCCUCGUCUUUCACUGCUGCUCUUCAUGGCAACGAUGUGAACAAGGCUUGGUGUCUUUUGAGCGAUGCGGCCGAGACCCUACUCGUCGAUCCUUCCAGGCCUGGAUGUGCUACGGCUCGGCGCUCCAUGGUGGCGGAGCCCCGGCCCCCUCCACCGACUUCUACUAAGUCUUCUACUGUGCAGUCACACAAGGAGCGGCGCCUACGCCACUUGGCCAGGCGGGCUGCUGAACUUCAACGGCACCCCGAGGGACCUGAUGCGGCGGUUUUGCACACCAAGCUGUCUUCUGAUGCUGCUGCUUUGGGCCUUUGCUUCACGGAGGACGUGGGGCGUCUUGCUACUGAGGCGCUUGCGGCCGCUGCUGCGCUCGAGACCGCCUCGGUCCGCGAGCGCAUCGCCAACUGGAAGCAAACUAUUCAAUCGGAUCAUCGUCGCAUGCGUGUUUGGGUUCAGCGUACUCCUGCUCCUGCUCCGGCACCGCUUUCUCAUGGGCCGGUGCACCCGGCUGACGUGGUUGAGGCAGAGUACAACAAGUGGUCGGCGCAGUGGACAGGUUCUGCUGCGCACACACCUGAGGAAACUUGGCGCUGGUGCCUGGCUUUGGGUGCGCCUUCUGAAAGCUGGAUGCCUGAAGCUUUGCUCCCCAGUGCUGCUGUGCUUCUUGCUGCCGUGCGAGCCUCUGCACGUCGUGCGGCUGGAAUCGACGGCUGGUCACCGGCUUACCUUGCUAAGUUGCCUCUGGGGUUUUUCGAGUCGUUGGUCGCCUUGUGGACGGCUUGCCUUCGCACUGCUGCUCUUCCGGAGGCCUGGUGCCAGGUGCGAGUUGCGCUGAUACCGAAACCUGAUGGUGGGCUUAGACCUUUGGCCAUUGCUUCAGCUGUUUGGCGUGCUCUCGCCACGGUGGUUGUUCGUAAUUUGCGUACUUGGACGCUCACCUGGGCCCCUCCCUCCCUGCUGGGCUCGUUGCCUGGUAGGUCGUGUGCUGACUUGCAUGCGGCUUUUGCCUCUGACUUGCAUCGCGCCAGGAGAUCUCGCCAGGCCAUGGCCGGCCACAAGGCCGAUGUACGUCGUUGCUUUGAUGCCGUGAGCGUCACUCAGGCACUCGCUGUGGCGCGGUGGUUAGGUGCCCCUCCCCCGCUCCUUAACUUGCUUGAGCACUUUUACGCCCGUCAGCGCAGGUUUAUCGCCUGGCAGGGCACCUUCCACGGAACGCCAAUCGAGCCAACGCUCGGCUUGCUGCAAGGAUGUCCUUUCAGCCCGUUACUGCUUAACUGCAUCUGCAGCCUUUGGGUUCGCAUUGUGCGGGAGGCCGAGCCACGUGCCACUUUAGCAGUUUACCUGGAUGAUAGGACGGUUUGGCAUGUUGGUAAACACGCGGUUCAGGUCGUGUGUGCGGCGGCGCGCGCGGGCCAAGCCUUUGACAGCUUCUUCGGUUUACAGCUGCACCCGGACAAGCUUGGCUCUUUCGGUGUCGGCCGUGGGGUCCGUGCAGGUCUCGCUUUGGAGGCCGAGCUGGUGGGUCUGGUGAAGACCUCCUUCGUUCUGCUUGGUGUGCACUACGCCUUUGGCUUGACGGCGCUUCCUGACACUACUACGCUCACGAGUGCAGUUUGGCGCCGAUGUGAGCGUAUUGCUAUGGCGGUGGCUUCGGUUGCAAGGCGUCGUGCUCUGCUUGAGGAACUUGUCAUCCCGCUUUUCUCUUGGUCUGGCCCUUGGACGCAGUUUCGCAAGCAGGACUUGAUGUCCUGGGACCGUGCUGUGGCCUUGGCGCUGUGGGGCUACAAGCCCCCUAGAUCUCGUUCGCGCUUGCUGCUCUGGCAUGUUCUUGGGCGGCCUUGCCUCUGCCCGGAGCACGCUCUUGACUUCGCCACUGCUCGUCAAGAAUGGUUGCGUUGCUCUACUCCCGGCGCUUUUCGACUGUUGGACAUCACCACCACGCCCAGUUGGGCUGCGCUUCAGCGUAAGUGGGGAUGGUCUGAGACUGUCACUGGCGAGUGGCGCACACCGCUGGGUCUGCUGCGUCCGGGUUGGGACGGCUUGGCUGUGUUGCGCCGCGUCGCGGACUACGCUUUCCUCCAAGGCCUUUGGGCUGUCGACCCCAAAGCCAGCGACAGGGACCUCUCGUUGUCUCUUCCCACCUUUGCUCCGGCAAGGCCCAUGGUUACGGAGGGCACCCACAGUCACUACCGUACGGCUACGGCUUGUGCUGCUGAUGCGCGCUGUCUGACUCGCCUGCAGAAUCCUCCGAGUGCUCAGGAGCUCCAGUGUGUGUGCGGAGAACCGACGCCCACCCGUCAUCACCUCACCUUUGCCUGCUCCAACGACCACUGGCAGCUGGAGCAGGCCACCUACUGCGAGCGCUCCCUGUUGCUUCGUCUGGUGCCGCUUCCGAUGCCGGCGAGCAUUCCUCGCAUGCUGCCUGAGCCCCAGAUAGACGAAGAGGUGGUGCACUGCCUCAUUGCUGCAGCAAGGCACGGCCCUGUGCUCUGUGCCACGGAUGGCGGUGCGCUCACGCGCGCUAGGAUGGAGUGGUGGCAGCGCGCUGCCUGGGCAGUUGCUUUUGGCACUGAGGGCGACUACACGGUCUACGGUGACCUAGUGGCUGGACUCGACCAAACGCCCGCCGCUGCUGAGCGGGCUGGACUUUGGCACUGCGUGCGCCAUCUACGGCGAGCCCAGGUGCCGGCAGUGCUCUACUUGGACAACUUUGCGCUGGUGCUUCGCCUGCGCAGAGGACUUGAACGAGAUUUGUGGGCGGGCUCCAACCCUGGUUACUGGCACGCCAUCUCGCAAAUCGUCAGUCGGGACCUAAAGGUGUUUUGGGUGCCUUCACAUGGCAAGCAGCGCGCCUGGCAGGCGGAUGAUUUUAGGCACACCACUGCGGUGCGUGCCCUGAAUGCUCAGGCGGACACCAGGUGCAGCGCUGCCUUACUGCCGCUCCGUGCGGAGUGGGAGGCUGCGAGCAACAGACUUGAUGCAGCUGAGUCUUGGACCACGCGUGUGCUGAAAAGACAGCAUGCUGCCUGCGCUCGCUACCAUGAACUCUUACGCAAGGGUGUCUCCGAAUGGCG
Symbiodinium necroappetens is the source of this 3686-nucleotide messenger RNA. The record is from the annotation of a GenBank genome assembly. NCBI's taxonomy places the organism in Eukaryota, Dinophyceae, Suessiales, Symbiodiniaceae.